CAUCGAUGGAAUUCAACUCAUCCAACUUAUCAACUUAUCAACUUGACUUUUAAUGUAAUGAAGUAAUGUUUUACUUAUUACUGUUUACCUACUUCCUUGGUGCUUUCACCUUUCUACCUGCUCUUCUCAUCAUCGUCUGCUCAUUCAUCUACUUCACCUCACCUUAUGCGAAUCUCGAAGGCCCGACUAAAGCCAUCUCAAUCAGUCGUGAGGAAACUCAAGAAUCUGAAAAGCUAAACACCAAGGAAUCAGUCGAACAAGGUCUUCCUAAACUCUAUAGGGCAGGAUGGCUUACCGUCCGACAAACGUACGAUCCUGUGCAAGCCGGUGAUGGUACUUAUAUGGGUAUGUUAACAAACAGCUAUCGUAGCUUUAUGGAUCAGCGUUCGAAGGAUCCUAAACGGUCUCGUCCUAAGGAUCAGUUCUAUACUGUCUUGAAGCAAAACGUACUUUUCCUUUACGAAGAUGAGGAUCAACUUGAUUGUGCGGCUGCGAUCGAAGUGACACUCUACAACACUUUACUUUACCCUGACGCUGGUCCGGAUGGCGAACUCUAUGUGAAACGAAGGGCAAUAUGUCUUAGACCUCAAUCUCAAUCUCUUUCAAAUGAAUCUACGACCAAAGACACCAAAUGUCCCGAGAGCCCUACCGAGACUGAAGUCCUUCACGAGCGUCAGAUUGCUGGACGUCCUUUACCUUGGUUCAUCUUCACAAAGGAUAAUUAUGAAAAAGAAGAUUGGUAUCAUAUGCUUGUUGCCUCCUCAAAACUCUCAAAACCCAAUGCAAAAUCAACAUUUGCCAAAGAUACAUCUUUAUUUGAUCCUGAAGACAUGGCCAAAUUAGUCGACAGUAUCGAUCAACAGCCAGACCCAAUUCCCAUGCGAUGGCUCAAUGCUAUGAUCGGUCGAAUCUUUCUCUCGGCCUAUCGAACAUCGGCACUCGAGACUUGGAUUAUUGAUCGAAUCAUGAACAAACUCACACGGGUCAAAACUCCUAGUUUCUUGUCCGCAAUCAAAGUACGAGAAGUCAACGUUGGUUCAUCAACUCCUUUCUUCAGCAAACCUAUGCUGAAAGAGCUGACGGGUGAUGGAGACGCUAGUAUGGAGGUACACGUGAAUUACCAGGGCGAGUUCAGGAUCACCGUCGAGACUGUAGCCACCAUCAAUCUGAGCGCCCGCUUCAAGCCGUAUGUGGUCAAUCUAGUCCUUGCUGUUGUUCUUAAGGAGCUUGAAGGUAACUUACUACUCAAGAUCAAGAAGCCGCCAACCAACAGACUCUGGUUUGGAUUCACAACUAUGCCCCGCUUAGUCCUUCAACUUGAUCCUGUUGUGUCAACUCGCCAAAUCAAAUGGGCCUUGAUCUUGAAACCCAUUGAAUCAAGAAUCCGUGAAGUGGUCUUGGAAUCUAUUGUUCUACCUCAUCUAGACGACUUGGCUUUCUUUGAUACCCGACCUUAUGACCACCGUGGAGGUAUUUGGGGGGAUACUGCUCGCAAGAACGAAACAACUUCUCCUGCCGACUCUCCCUUUGGUGAAAAAGCCAACGAGGAUAGUACAGAGAAGAUUUCCUCGCCCAUGUCAUCCCACGAGGGCAAUUCAACUGUCGAUCCCGAACAUAAUCAUUCCGUAAAUGCAUCCAGUACGAGUCGCGAGCCGGCAUCAAAUCUCGAAAGUUUAAGGCAGCGGACAGCUCACAAAGAUCCUCAAGAUGUGGAAGAACCAAGUGCCAACAAAGCGCCAACCUCAGUCACCGAGUCUAACCCCUUGCCUGUUCUAUCCACCAACCAAGAAGGCAAGCGGAACAGCUGGUUUUUGAACAGCCGUAGACAAGAAAGCACCUUUCCUCCCUCUCAAAAUUCCCCAAGAGCAAAUGCCAAACCUGAUUCAGCCAACGUGUCCGCGGAGUUUGACGGCGAGGCCCUGGCAAAGUUGAAAGAAGUUCUCAGGUCACGUUCAGAGUCGAGUCGAGUAGUCACCCCUUCCCUCAACUUCUCCAGUUUCUCCAACGAUUUGAGUCUACCAACUAUUGCCUCGCCUGAUGCUGAAUCCCUGGAUCCUCUGGCCAGUGGUUCCGACGAGACGUCGCCCAAGCUCACACUACAACCUGCUUUUAACCAUCUUUCUUCCUCACCUACAUCUAACCUGAUAAAACCAGACACUCCACACGAGAUCACCGAAAAUAUCGAUGUUGCCAAUGAAACAUCCAAGACUCCGCGCCGGAUGCCACCACCGCCUUCUCACCGCCCUCUAGCAUCACCAACAAACCUACCCCCUCCGCAGCGUCAACUCGGUACUGGCCUUGCAAAACAACCAUCUGAAAUCUCUUUAGGCUCCACGUUGCCUGGUUCAAAUCCUACAUCUAUUCUUAAUCAACUCCGAACUCGUGCGGCUGAUAAAGAAGCGAUUGCAGCUAGCAUGUCACAGGCCAAAAAUGUGGUACGAAAAUGGGGGGCAUCAUGGACCGCAAAGCGUAAACAAUCGCAGUCGACGCCCUACACGAACGGGUUCAACCCAAUUCCAAUCGAUACACUCCCGGAGGCAAUCGCAUCUAGGAGUUCUAUUCACGGCUCAUCGGCAGAAGCAGCUGAUGAGGAACUUCACCGUUCAAAUUCCACGAAGGUGAACGACACUCUAUUAGUCGACACCCUUGCCGAUGGCGGCGAAGAUGGCGAGGUUCGCUCGCACCAAGGACAAGGAGCAAGAAACGAGAUGAUGUCCCUCAAUGAACAUCGCCCUUCAUCAAUCAUCGCCACCGGUUCAUCAAGCACCAGCCCCGAGCUCAAGGCCCCCGAGCUACGCCACAAGACUAGUACCUCACGAUUAAGUCUUGCCCCCAGUGAAGAGAACUCGGCUAAACGCAAUCGUACAAUUUAUACAGCCAACGGGCAGUUCAUUCCAGCUGCUCCACAGUCUACCACGGGGCUCAGUAUCUCAUCAGCUCAGCUGGUCAUCAAGUCUGAUAACAUCGAACCGCUCACUGCUGGGCCAGCCUCCGGAUCCGUCAUGUCACAGCCAUCGACUAGUCCAGCGAUCUCUACCGAGCGGUCGAGCUACAGACCUGCACCGAUGAUGGCAAUCCCGGGCAUCAAAGACUCGAGUCAUCGCUUUGCUCUUGGCUCGGACUCGGUUGCCCAGCAACUGCCUCAGCCAGAACCCAAACACUUUGAUCCGUCAACCCAAUCAGGUCUUUCGAAUGACCGAUCUGACACGUUGGGCCUGGAAGGGAUGAGCCAGCCAGUCAGUGAGGUAGCACCAGAAAAUUCAACUGGCUCGCCUAAAUUGGUGGGAUCUUCUGACCACAAGUCCGACGUCAGCCCCGAGACUUCAGACGCGCAGAUCGACCAACAAAAGGUCAUGUUGACUGAAAGCUCAAAUUCUAUCCCUGAUCAAGUUGAUCGAGACUUGAUAGAUCUCGGUGGGAGAAGUGUAGAGGAAGCAUGGGGCUUGUGACCGGGUAGAACAUUGGCGUGGCGGUGAGAAAAGCAGAUGUUCGUCAUUCAUUACCUUGACUGUAAAACCAGAGCCGAAUGGGUUUGAUAAAGGCAUUGUGAGUUUCAUUCCAUCUUAAUCCGAAAGCAAGACUUAGCCGAAGCACAAAUCAUUGAGUUUUCCCAAAAAAAUGUAGUGUACAUACCUGUUUUGAUCAUAGUGUAGAACAAGAUAUCAAUCCCACGCCCUUUAUUUAAUUACAUGUGCACUAUUUGCAAGUUUGAUCUUUUUGCAUGGCCAUAUGGCUUUG
Molecule: messenger RNA, 3738 nt
Organism: Melampsora larici-populina 98AG31
Lineage: Eukaryota; Fungi; Basidiomycota; Pucciniomycetes; Pucciniales; Melampsoraceae
Exons: 3
Coding region: 66-3449 (1127 amino acids)
Biological process (GO): phospholipid transport
Cellular component (GO): endoplasmic reticulum; ERMES complex
Molecular function (GO): lipid binding
Source: RefSeq, a predicted model, not a curated record